AUGUCAAGAAAAUCUGUAUUGUACAUAUGGGAAUCAUUCACGGGAAGCAAUAUUUUUUAUUCAUUUUUUAUCAUUACCGGGCUUUUUUCUUUUCAAUGA
This is a messenger RNA of Brugia malayi, 99 nucleotides long. RefSeq lists its product as uncharacterized. The transcript has 2 exons. NCBI's taxonomy places the organism in Eukaryota, Metazoa, Nematoda, Chromadorea, Rhabditida, Onchocercidae. The coding region runs from base 1 to 99 and encodes 32 amino acids. The record is from RefSeq and is a predicted model, not a curated record.